This is a messenger RNA of Xiphias gladius (swordfish), 4318 nucleotides long. It is a transcript of the gene rinl, whose product is annotated as Ras and Rab interactor-like. The transcript is spliced from 11 exons. The record is from RefSeq and is a predicted model, not a curated record. Gene Ontology annotation, biological process: vesicle-mediated transport. NCBI's taxonomy places the organism in Eukaryota, Metazoa, Chordata, Actinopteri, Istiophoriformes, Xiphiidae. Gene Ontology annotation, cellular component: cytosol; endocytic vesicle. Gene Ontology annotation, molecular function: small GTPase binding; guanyl-nucleotide exchange factor activity. Bases 1117 to 3516 code for a protein of 799 amino acids.
AUAUUUGGUUUUGGUUUUUGAAAUCCUAUUCCUACUAGCUUUUAGGUCAUUUUACUAAAAGUUACAAUCAGCUCCAACUGUCUUGCAAAAUUACCAAAGUAAAACUAACAGAGAUCAAGGCCUGUGAUUACCACCUUUAGUUCACUUUUUUAAUUCAUAUUGACAGGACCAAAGUGAUCAAGUGAUCAGACUAACACACUAGAAGUUAUUAUUUGGUUUUUGCUUCAUUGGAGCCAGUUGUAUUGGUCAUUGCUAUUAUACAGAUUGUGGUUUUGGCAGAAAACGGUUUGAACAGAAAAUGUAACGGUGCUAAUUGGAAAUGUUGACCAGUCAGCCACACCUCUAGCUGAGGUUUCCGUGAGGACAGCCAGCAAACCAACCUGCGUGUAGGUGAGACAAAACAGACUUGAAAAUCCCCUGUGCAGUCAUAAAAUACUGAUGUAUUCAAAGCAGAGUGUAUGUGUCUAUAUGUGUAUUUCUUCCAUGGCUGCAAGAUAACAAUCUGUAACACUUGAGAACACAGAUCAUCGCAGAGCUGUGGUAAAGCAUUUUCAGGACCACUGUCUCCUCUCAACUUUGACGUUUUUACCAUUCAUCACCUCUGAGCAGAAGACAGAUGGUGCUGCAGUGAGAAAAAAUAGGCAGAUGUAGCUGUUGAGAGAACAGACAGUGUUCACACUGUGCACAGAGAUGGGUUAACCACAUGCCGAGUUGUUGGGAGGGGAGGGCGAAGAAAGUGCAGCCAUGAAAGAUAAGCUCUACACCUUCACAAAAAAACGCAAAGCGCAUUAAAUGCCAGCAUGGGCAGAAUGCAGAAGAAGGCAAACGUGGCAGCCGUACAGCAGUUACUUGUAUUUUGAAAAACAAAAUAUUCUGCACAUUACACCAGGAAACGUCUUGUGGAUGUAUGUCUUAGGAGCAUGUGAGCCUCCUAUUUUUGCCCUGUUGGUAUUUUGACAUCUUAAGCAACAUUUUGUGCUGUUUAGGACGGAAGCUCUCAAGACAGAAGAUUACAGCAUGUGGAGAAAUGUACUAAUAGUGUAGAGGAGAGAGAGCACAUGAACUAACUGAACCAUCCCAACACAUACAGUUAUACAUGCACAUAAACGGGUCACUAUGUUUGUGUCCAGGGCAGUUCACAGUCCAGUUAAUGGGACCACAGCCAUCCCGUGGAGGGGCAGCAGGAAGAGACCAUCGCUGCUGGAGCAGCUGAAAGGCUGUCAGGAGGCCUGGUGCCCCGGUGCACCCUGGGAUAGAGAAGGGGCCCAUGCUGCUAUCUGUGGAACACCUGCUGGGAGUUUCCUGGUUGUGCGGGACGCCGUGACGUCUCAGCCCACCGUGCUGUGUGUCUCUGCUGGAGGAGAAAAUGAAAGUGUUCUUGAUUAUAAAAUCAAAAGCACAGGCACAGCGUUCCAGUUGUCUGAGUCUCGUCUUUCUUUCUCUGACUUGGCUCAGCUGGUGCUCUUCUACUCUCUGACGAGGGAUGUGUUGGCCGUUUGUCUAUGGAUUCCUCGGUGGAUCUACAGUGUAACCGACAAGAACAAAGAUCAUCUCUCUCAGCUUGAACCCAAAACUUGGCUCCGCUCACCACCUGAGCAACAGACUGAUGAAAUGUCUCACAAGGAGCCAAGCAAUGUAUUGUGCUCCAUACAGCUGACUUCCACCAAUGGGGCCCUGUGUGUCAUCAAUCCCCUCUACGUUUGUGAACAUGGAGAUGAUUGGCUGACCCGCGGGGCGAGUACUGUACAGUGGGCCACACAACCAUCAAAUUACAGGCGAGAGCAACGCCUCAGCACCACUCGAACAUGGGCAGGGGCAGGGUUACAAAGUAAACGGGCCAUCUCAUUGGACCAGGAACCCUCUGCUGCCAGUACGGAGAAUUCUGGUCUAACCAGAGCCAAAUCAACUGAUUCAUCACAUUCCCCCACAACCCCAACAACACCAGCUGCUCUAGCAGGGGUGGUCCUCAGGAGGCCCAGCCGAGAUUCUGCCUGCAGCUCCCCACAAAGAGCAAGCACGGGGAGCCUGCCUCCAUCUACUCCCUCCAACGCUGAAAGUUUAAAUUGCGCAGCGUCCGAGAUGCAGCACCAUUACAGCCCCGUGCCUCAGUCUCCUCACAGGGUGUCCUGGAUCGAAGAUGGAGUCUGGCUACCCCCACCCAGGCCUUCCUCAAUGCUCCAGCCCCCAUCUCUAGAGCUUGACUCGCUGUCAAUCAGCAGCAUAGAGGAAGAGCAGGAGGCCCAAAUGCCAAGCCCCACACCCCACCAACCAUCAGCACACCGUUUGGCUGACAAGGUCAUACAUCGGUUCUCGGCGGUGGGCCAGGCGCUCAGUGGGCUGGUAUGUCAGAAGAAAAGACUGACCCAUCGUGUGCACGAGCUGAGUGAGCGGAAAGGCGGUGUGUUCGCAGAGGCUGUGAGAGGAUUCGUGGAGAUGACGCGGAGGAGAGGCGCUGACAUCGGUGGGGUCACGGGGACAGAGUUCUUACAGGAAGUGAGGUCAUCGCUUACGUCACUUAAGGAGACACUGUUGGACUACCCGGAAAUCCAGAUAUUGUUGGACAGCAUUACUGAUCUAAGUGACCCAGAGAUGGACUCGUUGGUGGAGCUCUCCAUCCACAAGGUGGCUCUGAAGCCCGUCUCCGCCCACCUCUACUCGUCCGUUUGCACCUCACGCGCCAGUGAUGGCAGCCUCGAGCGUCUCCAGAGCAACCUGCGCGUGCUGGAAAAGAAUGGGGUGGAGGAGCUCGGGGGGUCGGCGGGAGUCGGAGUUCCUGACUCUGUCAGCCUGGAGCGGAUCCAGCAGAGAUGGACGACAAUGCAUGAAGCCUACUCCCCGAACAAGAAGAUCCAUAUCCUGCUCAAAGUCUGCAAGAGCAUCUAUCACAGCAUGAGUGUUAAUGCCAGCUCAGUUACAGUAUUCGGAGCAGACGAUUUUCUGCCCUGCUUGACAUGGGUGCUGCUCCGUAGCGACGUGGUCACCUUGCAGCUAGACACAGACUACAUGAUGGAGCUGCUGGACCCCACGCAGUUACAGGGAGAGGGUGGCUACUACCUUACAACUCUAUACGCCUCUCUCUACUACAUCAGCAGUUUCCGUCCACGAUUGGCGGCUCGUCAGCUCAGCGUAGAAGCCCAACACUCUCUUAACCAGUGGCAUCGCAGGCGCACCCUGCACUGCCACCAAUCUCGUCGUAGCAAGCAUCGACGGACCAUUCGCAGGCAGAUGUGUCGGGAGAGGGGGUCACAGAACCCUGAGACAGGGAUUGGCACUAAAGAGGAAAGUGGAAAAGGAAAUGUUUUUGUUUAUACUGAUGAGGCACUGCAGCAGACAGAAAGCAGUGUAGAGGCUCUGCAGCAACUUAGAGAGGAGACAGGGAGAGGACAAGGAGAUGAGGAACAAUCACAGAUGUCUACUCCACUGUCAGACUGUCACCAGCAAGAGGUAAUAAGGAGCAAACAGGAAGACAGACAGACUCUAUGUACAGCAGAAGAAGAGGACCAAAGAGGACUGUAAUGGAGAGAAGAGGAAGAAAGGGACUGGGAUGAAAAAUAUGUCCCAUCCUGCUCAAAUUCCUCUUCUAAAGGGGCCAGAGAAAGCUUUUGGUUAGUGUUGCUAACGAACUGGUGUCAGUAAAUUAUGAAAAUGUGUCGCCCCAUUCACUGGUUGGGACUCCUCUAGGGUCUCAAGAUCAAUCUGAAGGGUCACAAGAUGAUUAUGCAAUGUGGUAAACAAACACAAGUUCGGAUGUUGUAUUUGAUGCUCAAGUUUUGUCUCACCUUAUUUUUUUUAUUCAUGUAUAGAUGCUAUUAAAUUUGGUAAGGUACAACAUGAAUUUGAAUUCUUUUAUAUGCUGUUUAAUUUAAACUAAUGUCAUUUAAGACGUGUAAAUAUAUUAAUAUGAAAAUAAUAAUUUGCAAAGAGAGUAAAGUAAUAACAUGAAAAGUCUGUUUUUGUUGACUGUCUUGUGUUUGUCUUGUAUGUCUUCAGCACCAUGUCCAGCAGCUGUUUUCACCUAAAUAGCUCUGAUAAAUCCAGCCCGCGCUUCUCAUAUAUUAUUAUUACAGAAAAUCAUUUCGCUAAAAAGCCAGAUAUUCUCCUCAAGUAGGUGGAGACUAAAACAGAGCUUAAAGUUAAGUGAAUAGUGGACUUAGAUUUAUCAGAGCAGAAAUAUGAGUCCAAAUAAAUACUUAGUAGGCGACUGUCUGCUAUGGAGUUAGCAGUGACAUCUUUAUGUUGUCUUACAGUAGAUAUGUCUUUUUCUGCUUGUUGAAAAGUUCUUUUCCUCACAAGUGGCCAAAAAUUCAAAAUCAAUUAA